Molecule: messenger RNA, 2309 nt
Organism: Rhea pennata
Lineage: Eukaryota; Metazoa; Chordata; Aves; Rheiformes; Rheidae
Gene: GTF2H3
Product: general transcription factor IIH subunit 3
Exons: 12
Coding region: 166-981 (271 amino acids)
Biological process (GO): regulation of DNA-templated transcription; nucleotide-excision repair
Cellular component (GO): transcription factor TFIIH core complex; transcription factor TFIIH holo complex
Source: RefSeq, a predicted model, not a curated record
GCGCGGGUGAGGCGGGCGCGGGCGGCCCGCGGCGUCGGCGUUUCCCCGGGGCCCGCGGCGUCCCCCGGCGUGACGCCGCCGUGUGCUCUGUCUUUCAGAUGACGAGCUGAGCCUGCUGGUCGUCAUCGUUGACACCAACCCGAUCUGUUCACCCUGUCAAAAUGCAUGGACGCAGUGAUGGUCCUGGGAAAUUCUCACUUGUUCAUGAACCGUACCAACAGGCUGGCUGUCAUAGCGAGUCACACGCAGGAAAGUCGUUUCUUGUACCCUGGGAAGCACUGGACUUUUGCAGAUCUCUUUGGAGAUGGCGGUAGUUUUGUGGAAUCUAGUUGCUCUGGUAGCAAAGAUGGGAAAUAUGAAUUGUUAACAGCUAUAAAUGAUGCAAUUGCAGAGGAGAUUAAAGACCUCAUGACGAAAACUGACAUGAGGGGCCAGCAAACAGAAACUCUGUUAGCAGGAUCACUUGCUAAAGCACUUUGUUAUAUUAACAGGAUGAGCAAAGAGGUAAAAGGAAAUCAAGAAAUUAAAUCAAGAAUUCUGGUCAUAAAAGCUGCAGAAGACAGCGCACUGCAAUACAUGAAUUUCAUGAAUGUGAUCUUUGCAGCACAGAAACAGAGUAUUUUGAUUGAUGCCUGUAUCUUAGACUCUGAUUCAAGUCUUCUACAACAGGCUUGUGACAUUACAGGUGGCAUAUACUUGAAAGUGCUCCACAUGCCAUCCCUUCUGCAGUAUUUGCUGUGGGUAUUUCUCCCUGAUCAAGAGCAAAGAUCACAGCUUGUCCUUCCACCCCCAAUUCAUGUUGACUACAGAGCUGCCUGUUUCUGUCAUCGAAAUCUCAUUGAAAUUGGUUAUGUCUGCUCUGUGUGCUUGUCAAUAUUCUGCAACUUCAGUCCUAUUUGUAGUACAUGCGAGACUGCUUUCAAAAUAUCAUUACCACCUGUCAUGAAAGCCAAGAAGAAGAAAUUAAAGUUAGCUGUAUAACAACAUCAUGUAAAGAAACCAUUACCUCCUCCAGUAAUUCCAUGCAAUGGAAUAUACCUGAAAAUUUGAUGGCACUUUUUAUUGGAUAUGAAAGAGAACUGUAUACAGUGUUACUGUUUGUUUCUUAGGGAUAAAUAUUUAAAUCAUAUGUUUCCUGCGCAGCCCUCUAAGUAAUAAAUUAACAUGUAUUAACAUGUUAAUUUAAGUAUUAACAUGUAACUUGUGCUUAGUUGUAAAUAGGAACCAGAAGAUACAGCUUGUUUAAGAUACAGGCCUUGUGAAGUAGAAGGUGUACUGACCACUGCAAAGUUGAAUGUGUCUGAUUAAUUUUCAGAGACUGGAAAGUUCUGAUUCUUUCCAAUCAUAUGUUUAUAUAAAAGUGUAGGCAUGACCAUUCCUGGAGUAUAGGAUCAGAGCCUUAGCAUUAUGUUGUUCAGGGACUUCAGCUUUCUGUUGGGUUUUGCUGCCAGUUUUGAGGACUUGAAGUAAGAUCAUUUUCAAAAUAAAUGAACCAAAAUUUUCCAGAUGAUUUUUAGACCCACCUUCCUUUUGAAAGAUGUUAAUUUAAUUCUCUUGCAUGUGCACAUUCAUAUGUUUUUAUUCGUUUAUUCCCUUUGGCAGUACUGUCUUUAUGAUGCUUUUUCAAUUUGAUAUCUUUUCUUCAGAAUAUAAAUAUUCACUAGAAUAAUAUUGCCUUGUAAUAGAGGUAUUUUUUCUACUGCAGGUUAGUAACAGAAAACUAUUUUCAUUCAUGAAUAAAACCCACCCUUUUUAUUUAGUUUCAACAAAUCCAAUCUCAAUGAUUAAUCUUUAAGAUUGUAUUUUGAAACUGGAAGACAGAAUAUGUAACACUAUUAAUGUGACAGCAGACUUUUAUUAUUAAGAUUUAUAAGUAUUCCAUGGCUUUGCCUCUUGCAUUUGACAGACUAGAAAGAAGGCUUAUUAUGUAUUUUGGAUUGGUACUUUUGAUAUGCCAAAAUAUAAGGGUAUGCUGCCUAUUUCUUCCAAACAUUGCUUUAGCUAUUAAAAAAUCAACUUUUAAAUAGUUGCGUAAUUUCAUCCUUUAGCUGGUAGUUAAUAACUGAAGUUUUCCUGAAAGGUAUAGGGGCAAUAAAAUUUUCCUACAUAGGAAAAGAUUAUAUAUAUAUAUAUAUAUUUUAAAAUGUAUACAGGAAUUUAUAUAAAUGUCUUGCUACUUGCAUCAGGUUUUUGUCUAUGUAAGUGUUGUAAUAAGUGUGAAUCCUUUAUUAGUGUGUUUAACUGCUGAAUGCCAUUUUGUUUGAGGACUGUAUUUAUAAUUUGCUUUGUAUAAAAUACUUGUAAUAAAA